Daldinia decipiens is the source of this 2632-nucleotide messenger RNA. RefSeq lists its product as uncharacterized. The transcript has 2 exons. NCBI's taxonomy places the organism in Eukaryota, Fungi, Ascomycota, Sordariomycetes, Xylariales, Hypoxylaceae. The coding region runs from base 614 to 2632 and encodes 672 amino acids. The record is from RefSeq and is a predicted model, not a curated record.
UCUUCUCCAAGGAGGACAGCCACAAUGCGGUCAUCUUCGAAAUUACCAAGCUUUCGAGGCUCACGAUAUGAUUCACCCAUGUGUACGAGAUUGCAAUGGCCUUGCCAAAUUUGAUCUCGACACAUUUUCCUCGAAUAGUGAGGUGCUCAUUGCCCAUUAAAUAACAACCCGGCUCACGACAAAGCGAAAACUCGAAAAAUUCAGGGGCACGGUCUAAACUCAUGUAAUUCCAAUCUUGUGAGAAGAUCGCUGAUUUAUUCAGUGGAAUCUAAUUGUGCUUAACAACUGCAAUGAUUAAGGGGAUUUAUUUGUUUAAAACGGUCAUUUCCCUUUUAAAGACCUUUCCCAGCACCGACGACCUAAGGAGUAAGCAGCUCUCGCUCAGCCUGCUUAUGACUAUGAGGAGAAGGCAGCCAGUAAAAGUUUACUCCCAAAAUACAUGGGAAUAUUACAUUAAUAAUCAGAAAACAUUACCAUACACAUUUCUCAAGUGCGCACUCUAGCCACACGCACAGGAGCUUUCAACUUUCUUAACCAUACAGCAGUUUUACAUUGUUAAUAGAGUCAUACCGGUCUUUUCGUCCUUCAUGACAGUCGAUGACAUUUCACAAAGAUGCCGUCUCGAUUAUUCAAACCUUCCGCUUGGUUAAACUUUCGUCAUGAUGGAUACCCCGUCGUACCUUUCAAUCAAUAUUUAAAAAUCAGAAAGCAGCAUUCCAUUCCGGAUCAAAAUGAUUCCGUCGAGCCUGCGGCCUCGAGUCUGGCUGCAGAGAUGCAAAGCCUGCUGACAUUCGGCGUUUUGGAGGCAGUGGUGGAGAAACAUAUCCCCGAAAGCGCGUUGACGAGGAACCUUGGUGAUGUAUGUGUCAUCUCAAAAGAUGGUCUGGAUCAAAUCAUCCAGGACUGGAUCCAGCGAAUUCGUGAGCACACAGACGACCACGAAGCCUGGUUUGGAAGAGUACACCUCGCGCUUGAACAAUCUAACGCAACAUUGGUGUUACUACUGAAGGAACAAUUUCGAUGUUUUCAGGCCCUCGGAGAUGAUGCGCCAUCUACAGUUUGCCUUAUCGCCACGAUCGGCGAAGCAUUGGUAGCCGCAAAGAUGGCGUUUACACAAAAUCUUCCUCGGGAAGGCUUCGACUGGUCGAUGAUUUGGACUCCUCCAUAUAGAAACUUACUACAAGAAGAUAUGCUCGCUCAAGGAUGGUGCCCUUCUAUCAUCAACUAUCUCAUCAGCACUUGCUCUGUCUCAUCCCUGGAGUAUGCAGUCUCGUGUGGGCCGGGAGAGGACGUAAAGAAGCAUCGCGAUUGCUCUUCGCGAUCUUUCCUUGCUAAGUCGGCUCCGGUACGAAUGCCGCUUGAUCUACAAGAAGUCGAAAGACUGAUACUUGCCGGUAAGAUACCUGUCGUUAGCUUUGAUCGGAACGAAGGUGCGCGCGCGUACAAAUUGAACGUGCAGAGUAGCGAUGAUAAACCAUACGUCGCUUUCUCACACGUAUGGGCAGACGGUCUCGGCAGCACUACAGAGGACGGGCUUCCAGAUUGUCAGAUUCGCCGGAUAUCCGAUCUGGUGAGCACCGGAGAUGCAUUCUGGAUUGAUUCAUUGUGUAUCCCUCGCUCGGAUACCGUGCGCAAGAGGGCCAUCAGCAUGAUGGCUCAAACGUAUAGCCAGGCCAAAGCUGUAUUAGUACUUGACGGAACCCUACAAAGGUGCCUAUCGACGGCACCCUUGGGUGUACGUGUCCUUCGGGUUCUUACCUCAGGCUGGAUGCAGCGGCUCUGGACCUUACAAGAGGCUGUGCUUUCCAAGGAUCUUAAUUUCGCAUUCGCUGACCAAAGAAUUCCGUUGAUUCAUCUAAUACCACCUCCAUAUGAUAUGCUCCGGUUUCCACACAUGACCGACCUGGCCGCCGAACUAUUUCGUCUGCUUAAAAAGUCAUCUUACAAUGUAUAUUCCAUUGGUGAUGUUUCCCGGGCUCUUCGAUGGAGGACUACAAACCGCCCCACGGACGAGACGCUGGCAAUAGCAAGCUUAUUAGGGGUUCAGCCUUCUAUCCUCGUCGACCGGAGCCCCGAAUUGCGGAUGAUGUGGCUUAUACAGGAGUUAGGUCGGAUACCAAGUAAUGUCAUUUUUCUCAGUGGCAAUAAAUCAGAAGUCCCAGGAUUCCGGUGGCUUCCGUCGUCAUUCAUGGCGGCUCACGGUGCGGGGUUUGGAGGAUCUCAGCUAUCCUCUGGCGCUUCGGACGCGUUGGUGACUCCCCGCGGUCUUAAAGCCAUUUACUACGCUCUUAGAUUCCCGAAAAGGAGAAUAACAGUUGGCAUGCCCUGGGGACUGAGCGAUGCCAAGGGUGAUCGAAUGUACCAGGUACUCGAGCCGUCACCUUCUGCAGGUUCUUACGAAUGCGACAUGCUUUUGCUCGAAACUAAUCUCUCAGCUGGGAGCGCAAGUAAAUGUGUGGCCGUCUUAAUUCUUGAGGUAGAGACAUGCGAUGAUUCGUUUGUGGUAUACACGAAAUACCAACGAAGGCUAAUACUCAGCGACACGGUAGAUCAGCGAGGGGCCAAUUUAGGUAAACAGUCGAAUAUUGUUCCAGUGACUACGUCGGGGCGUUUACGUGUAAACGUGGAAUGA